Macrobrachium nipponense is the source of this 4430-nucleotide messenger RNA. RefSeq lists its product as uncharacterized. Bases 167 to 3757 code for a protein of 1196 amino acids. Lineage: Eukaryota; Metazoa; Arthropoda; Malacostraca; Decapoda; Palaemonidae. The transcript has 28 exons. The record is from RefSeq and is a predicted model, not a curated record.
UGGAUAUUGGCGUUAACCGUCUCCACAUUGGCGGCAUUCAAGCUGUAGAAUGAUAGGCCACGUUAGACCGAACACCCCUUCUUGAAAACCUUGCCAAAAAUUCCCUAUUAUAAAGCAGGACUGGAGAGAGCCGAGAGUUUUGACUUCGAAUCGUGAAACCAAGUUGAUGGGCGGAGCCGGAAGGCGCAAUAAAACACCAAACGAAUCUGGAUUAUCAUGGCACCGGAUCCAAUGCGAAUGCGUUAACAAAGCAAGUGACCAAUCUCUAGGAAAACAAGUACUUCCCGAUGGAAAAGUCCUGUGGUGGUGUACAGACCCAACCCAAUUUCUGAACGCGACGAAUCGAGUCCAUGUGUCCUCUUGUUCUGACAAAGAUGAGAUCGAUAGCAGCCAAAUCUGUGGUCCUGCAACCACACCAGGUACAGGUGACUGUGCGACAGCAAACUGGACAAAACCUGUAGACAGUGUGAGUGCGUCUACAGGACUUCCCAGUUAUGUUAAAUACUACACUUGCAGCGCAGGAAAGUCAUGGAUCUCGGGAAUGAGUGGACGAUUCACGCAGUGUAUCAACGGCGAAUGGACACAUAUAUUUGAUUAUUGUUUUGAAGAUUGUUACGUGACCCGCGACUGCUCAAUGGUGGCCAAGAUGGGCUUCAAUGAGUCGGGAUACUACGAUGUCACACCUUCAGGUAUCUUCGAAGAGGAGCCCAUCACAGUGUGGUGUAAUCUGUCAAGCAAUCACAAUUAUAACGGCUGGACUAUAAUUCUUAAGUAUGGCCUGGACGCCGUGGGCGGGCCACUGACUUCGGAAGGCGGUGGUGAUCCUGGCCCUACGGACCCGAAGGAAAACUAUUUCAUCGGUAUUGAAGCGCUGUCAGAUCUCAGUCAUCAAGUCCGAAGAAAUGACACCAGACGUCUUGUGUUUACGUUUCAACUUUUUACGAAGACUAAUGAGACGUUUCACGCUACUAAUGGAUACGUUCUUGUUAGAAGAGGACCAACUUAUACUCUAAAUGUAGAUUGGAACAACUACCAUGGCCAACCAGGUAAUGCCUUCGUUUACAGCAGAAAUGAGAAUUAUAGCACUGAUGAUCAGUUCUGGUGGAAUACGACGUCCGGUGCUGGUUUCAACAUUACAAGUACCGAAUUAUCGUGGGGCACACUCUCGGGAGAUAAAAAGAACUUAUCAUUUGUUGUGGUCGCUGCUCGUCCGUGGGAAUUCGACAAAGAGUUGUCGUGUCCCCCUGUGAUAGCGUAUUACGAGUCCUGGUCGUGGCUCAUGCAAGCAGACUUGCCUUUUGAACGAACAGAGGGAUCCAAUGUAACCUACGAGUGUACUCGUCCGAUGUACAUGGAGGGUAGGGCGGAUACCCCGAAAGAGAACAAGACCUAUAAUGGGACAUCUACUUGUGUGAAAAACUCCAGUGGUGUCUUCGACUGGAGUUUCAGACCGAGAUUUCCUUGUACAAUAACCUGUCCAUUUCACCUGAAUUACACCUUAGGCAAAGGCCAACACCAGUGUUUCAAAUUCUACAAUGACACAGUCGAAUACGGAAUUACUACUGCAUCGUUGAAAUGCAGCAAAGAUGAAGCGUGGCUGGCGAGAAUUGUGUAUGGAGAGGACAUGAACUACGUUGUGGAAGGAAAAAAUUAUUACACGGCUUAUAUAAAUAUGGGUGGCACAUUUACUCCAAAGCCGCCUACGGACAGUCCUUUCUCCUGCGAAGCAAAUCAUAAUUGCACCGGAAGUACUCAAAACCAGUGCCUAACCUUCAGGAGAGAUUCGUCGACAUCAAUAGUAAAAAGUGUUCAAAACUGCAGUGACAACCAGACCUACUUUGGUUGUUCUCUUCCAGCUUAUUGCGCUUCAUCUUUCACUUCUUAUAAGGGUCACUGUUACUUGGUAGUGACACACACAAGUUACAGGAGCGCUCUCGCGCGGUGUGCGACCUUGAAUUCAGCCCUGGCGUAUCCUGAAUCCAUUGACGUCCUUCAUUACAUCAAAGGACUCGUCUGGCUUAAAGCCACAAACUCUCCAAAUGUUAGCACUCCAAUGGUCAGGGACAGAAAAGUCCUGAUAGGACUUAACAAUCUAAAGGACGGCUGGGGCACUCGAUUCGGGUAUGAGCCUGACCCCGAGAUCAUCGCGCUGUCGGGCGAAUCCACGGGAAACAAAUGGUACCGUUACCUAACAGUGCCCAGAGACUGGAAUGACAACGUAACGCUCACAGCCACAGACUUUACGGUCGACAGCAGUGUCACUAUCGAUUACGCCGUGUGUCAGAUGCAUGGACCAAACGGCUGCUGGGAGGACCCCCCUCCUGCAACAGAAAACAUGUACAGAGAAUGGAAUGGGAACACAACGGUGGGAUCGGUAGCAAUAUACAGGUGCUAUCCAGGUUUCUUCAUGAACAACAGCAAUGUCAUCAGAAUGCAGACAAUAGAGUGUAGAGGUCAACUGGGAGGAUGGGUGGCACCGGAGUAUGAAAUUUUCAACUGCACGUUACAGGAAGCGUGUACCUUAGAGACAGUCCCCUGUUUAAAUACAACGACAGCGCAGCUUAAUGUGUCCCAAAACUUCUUAACCUUGAACUCAUCUAUACAGUACAUCUGUCCACCAUCACUGGCGAUGCCAAAUGGAACGACGAAUGUGACUUCAACUUGUGUUGAAACUCUGGUAGGAAUGAUGACCACCUAUACCUUCAAGCCAGCCCUUAUACCCAAUUGCAGCGUAUGCCUAGGGGAACCAAUCAUUUUUAACGCCACCACAAAUUGGAGCAGCUCUCUCCAGUAUAGCACUGGAGCCACUGUGGAUGUCAUUUGCAAUCCGGGUUUCUUAGUGAAUGAGACGGACGAGAUCACUAAUUACUCCGUGAUUGAGUGCACGGACCUGGGCUGGUUGAUUGACCUUUCUUGUCUACCUGGGUGUGUGGACCCACUGCCAGUAGCUGGCAGCAACAUGAGUAUGGAAAACGUAACAAAUUUAUUCAUAAAUGCUACUGUUAUCUACAGUUGCGAUGAGGGCUCUUAUAUUCCUGCCAUUUUACCUGAGAUACGGAAUCACACCGUUGUUACCUGUGGGGUCGACGGGAAAUGGAAUACUUCCCUGAACGCAGCUGAAUUCUAUUGCGCUGAAAUUUGUUUAAGUGAUCCUGUUCUCAAUAAUUCUGGUGCCAUCGCCUCCUGGAAUAAUGUCUCACGCACUAUUGGAAGUCAGGUGAACAUUACUUGCUCUGUGGGUUAUGCCCUUCCUCAGUUUAACAAAUCUACUCUUGUGACUUGCGAGGAAGGAGGCCAUUGGACGAACUCAAGCUCUGUAUCCUGCAGGAGAUAUACAUUGGAAGAACCACCAGCGCCGAACGGGACAGUGCACAACAAUCCAAGUGGACCUCAUUGGGAGGGCACUGCCCUCAAUUUUUCUUGCCCAGAUGACCUUAUAUCGAUGACUGGGCAGAACAUGACGUCGAUAACCUUUAAUGGCACGAAUUGGGUACCUCUAGAUCCAGAGUUCGCCUGUUUCAAUGUGUGUCAUAACUUGGCCCCAGAAGCGCCUGAAAACGUAAGAAUGACCACAUAUGGAAUACCCAAGUUUGGAGCUGUUAUUUCUUACGACUGCCAAGGCAAAUACCCGGAUGGUUCGUCUCAGAUCAACAUCACAUGCGACAGUGGAAACUGGAGCCUGGAGGCUAUUCCAGAGUGCUUCCAAAGUAAGUCCUGUCUUUAUUCAUGUACACAACUCAAAAUAUUACAAAUGUGAGGUUAAUGACAUUGUUUCAUUAGAAUUAGCUCAGCUUUCCUUAAUGGCAAUCAGACGCAGACAGACUUUGGUCAAAUAUUAAGUCCUAAACUUUGCAGGCUGAGUAAAUGUAUUUAGAAGUAAUAGCGAUAUUUAAAUGCUUCGCUGUUUUUAUGAUGUAAUUAAAAGCUCUUAAUUCAUAAGAAAGUCAUAGAAAUGGGAAAGCAAGUUUAUAUAGUUAGUCGUUCAUCUCAGGUAGGGAAUAAUUCUAAAGUAAUGAAAGCACUUCAUUUUUAUACGGAUAAGGUAAGAAUGUAGAGUGAUUGAAGUAAUUCUUAGCAUCAUUAAUGUUGAGUUGUUCUUGACAAAACGGAGAGUAGGGUGUGUUCCAUUACUGGUUACUGGAGGACCUUUUAUUCUAAAAUAGAUUAUUUCAUAUUCCGGGAAAGUAAUCACAAUUAGACAUAACAUGCGCUAACGAGGAUUCUGCGGUAUUAGUUUAGAAAGAGUUACCUGCAACCAUUGAUACAUAUCAGUUGAUACUGACAACGGUUUUGUUAGUUAAAUGUUGACCUGCACAAGUCUUCAUCUGAGAAAUGCAUUUCUAAGAAGUUAUUUUCAUCUAUAGGACAAGAUUUGACGAACCAGUAUAAGCCAAUAUUUGUUUUAGAUAUGGCCCUGAUAUCGUUCUUAG